This is a messenger RNA of Esox lucius (northern pike), 5334 nucleotides long. Its product is annotated as nuclear factor 1 B-type. The record is from RefSeq and is a predicted model, not a curated record. Gene Ontology annotation, cellular component: nucleus. Gene Ontology annotation, biological process: regulation of transcription by RNA polymerase II. Gene Ontology annotation, molecular function: DNA-binding transcription factor activity, RNA polymerase II-specific; RNA polymerase II cis-regulatory region sequence-specific DNA binding. The transcript is spliced from 12 exons. NCBI's taxonomy places the organism in Eukaryota, Metazoa, Chordata, Actinopteri, Esociformes, Esocidae. Bases 490 to 2166 code for a protein of 558 amino acids.
GAGAAAAAAAUCUUAGGGACGGAUUUGUUAGUAUCAAGCUGACUGAGGGUGUACCGGUCGAUAUUAUAAGCUAUCAAGUUGGAGAAAGAAUAGUGUAGGAUCCGAAAUUUAUCGCUUUCUGUACUUUUCAUAAGGCUUUUAUGAAUGGAUUUCUCCGAUUUGUAAAGCGCACAGUUCCAGAAUUAUGGGAUGUCUUUAAUUACCUUAAUUCACUGACUCGGAUUGGGACAGCCAUAGGCAUUCAAAGUGCGCCCUCGUAAACGCGUAGCCUAUCUGCCAUAUCGUCUUCAUUUGAAAAGAGAAAUUGGAUUGUUUGGACCUCCACAAUCUCACCUCACUGAUUCUCUUGGAUAAGACCUUCUUUACGCGGAUAACGUCUCCACAAUCUUGCGUGGUGCUUUACGGGCAAGGAAGAAUGGCGCGAUAAAGUGUGGUAGCAUUCAGAGGAAUCAUUCGAAAUACCUAUUUUGUGUACACUGCUGGCUCGUCAUGUACUCUCCAAUUUGUCUUACUCAGGAUGAAUUUCAUCCCUUUAUCGAGGCGCUUCUCCCUCAUGUCCGUGCCAUUGCCUACACGUGGUUCAACCUCCAGGCCAGGAAACGCAAGUACUUCAAGAAGCACGAGAAACGGAUGUCCAAGGACGAGGAGCGUGCGGUCAAGGACGAACUGCUCAGCGAGAAGCCCGAGAUCAAACAGAAGUGGGCCUCCAGGCUCCUCGCCAAGCUCCGCAAGGACAUCCGCCAAGAGUACCGCGAGGACUUUGUGCUCAGUGUGACGGGCAAGAAGCACCCGUGCUGCGUCCUCUCCAACCCGGACCAGAAGGGCAAGAUCCGGCGGAUCGACUGUCUCCGACAGGCCGACAAGGUGUGGCGCCUGGACCUGGUGAUGGUCAUCCUGUUCAAAGGCAUCCCGUUGGAAAGUACAGAUGGAGAGCGCCUGGUCAAGUCGCCGCAUUGCACCAACCCGGCACUUUGCGUCCAGCCGCAUCACAUUACGGUGUCUGUCAAGGAGCUGGACUUGUUUCUAGCGUACUAUGUCCAGGACCAAGACUCUCAGCAGUCAGGAAGUCCCAGUAACAAUGAGCCAGGCAAGAACCCUCCAGUUUACUUGGAAGACAGCUUCAUCAAGUCGGGAGUCUUCAGUGUUUCGGAGCUGGUGCGUGUGUCCAGAAUGCCCAUCACCCAGGGGGCGGGGGUGAACUUCUCCAUGGCCGACAUGCCUAGUCAGCCAUACUACCACGACCUGAACUCCAGCGUGGGUCUCCACCGCUCCCUCUCUUCCCCACCUGGCAGUAAACGGCCCAAGACCAUCAACAUAGAGGAGAGCAUGGAGACCAGUCCCACGGGUCCUGACUUCUACUCUUCACCAAGCUCCCCGGCCAGUGGCAGCAGGACCUGGCACGAGAGGGAAGACAUGUCGUCUCCCACCAUGAAGAAGCCGGAGAAACCGCUAUUCAGCCCCACCUCGCCGCAGGACUCCUCCCCCCGACUGAGCACGUUCUCCCAGCACCACCAUCCUGGGCUCACAGGGGUCGGCCACAGUGUAAUAUCCACCAGGAGCCCUCCUCCCCACUCCCCCCUGCAGUUCUCUGCCUCGGCCAUCCUCCCCCCCGCCCCGUCAUCCUACUUCUCCCACCCCACCAUCCGCUACCCUCCCCAUCUCAACCCUCCGGACUCGCUGAAGAGCUAUGUGCCCAGUUACGACCCGUCCAGCCCGCAGAGCAGCCAGCCCAACAGCAGUGGCCAGGCCGGGAAGGUUCCGGGCCACUUCACUCCGGUUCUGGCCCCGUCUCCACACCACGGUGCCGUGCGGCCCGUCUCUCUCUCCAUGCCUGACACCAAGCCCAUCACGUCGGAAAGUUACUCAGCCCCAGGCACCCCUACCACUAACCGUUUUGUAGGACUGAGCCCUAGAGACCCGGCGUUCCUUCACCAGCAACAGCUCAGGAUAUGUGACUGGACCAUGAAUCAAAACGGCAGGCAUUAUGGCCCCAGUGGUACUGAGGAUACUUUGGGGAUUGCUUGGCAAAGUCCUGGUACCUGGGCGAGCUUAGUUCCAUUCCAAGUCACGAACGGGACUCAGAUUCUGCCAACAAAUGUCCACCAGAACUACAGCAUAAACAUCAUUGGUGAACCCCCUCUCCUCCACACAGAGGCAGAGAACUGAAGACCCUCCAAGGGCCAGCGACUGUCAGCUACGGGAGUACAAACCAGCAAGCAGCGCUUAAAACUAUUGCGUUUGUCCUUUGUCCCUCCUCCCUCUCUCUCCCUCUCCCCUUUCCCUCCCGCGAAACCCCGUCUCCCUUCGGGACAUUGGCUAAGAAGACUCUAGUAGGUUUGGAGCAAAACUGAUCCGGUCCGCUCUAGGUAACCCUCCGCCAUGCCAGUUAUUGUGUGAGAAGAGCCUUUCCAUUCAAAAUACUGAAUACUGUGAUGUAUCCUGUACAGAAAACUCUAGAUGCCUUAAUGUUUUGCAUGACAGCUCUUAGUCCAAUAGUGGUAUUCUUCUUCAUUCUGAUGUUGGGGAUUCCCAACCUUGGUUUACGGACCGUAGUGGUCUGAAACACACAAAGGCUGGCUGGUAGUAGACAUAGCUGACUGUAAGUUAUUCAACUCUGACCUUUAGCCCUUCUUCAGAAGAGGCAUGUCAAACUCUUCACUGUGUAACCAUAGGAACAAAUUGUGAAUUCAGAGUGUUUUUUUCCCCCUCCAAUUUCAGUUUACUGUGAUACAAUUUCUUUUGUCUGAAGCUCUUUAUUCUGUUGAUCUACUUAAAGGUUAAUUGUUCUCCUAAGAGUUGAGAACUCUUAAUAUAGUAAAAAAAAAAAUAAUGAGAAAAGGCAAGAUACACACUAUUUUUAGGUUAGAAAUUGGACCCCCUUUUUAAGAAUUCGUAUCUACUUUAGAAAAGGAUUUAAAAAGAAAAGACAAAAAAUAAUACUGAAAUCUCGAAAGAGGCAAGUGCAAUUUAAUUUUUGAAGGGAAGCUAUCAGUCUGUCAGCCCUAAGACUCUAAAGGAAGGGGGAAAAUGAGAAGUCUUUGUUUUAAAUACCUAAACGUACAAUUUUAAAACACAUUUGAGUUGAUUUCAGUCGCAUUUCAGUGUGUAUAAAUAUGGAAAUAAAAAAAAAUACAAAACACUAAGCCUAGAAUGCGGAAAUGUCUGAAGGUACACAUUAAGCUACCUGUGCAGAACUGAAUAAGAAAAAUUUAGCACUUCUGUCAAGCCCUACUAAUUCUUAUGGAGUGGUUUUUAUUUAUUGUGAAAUAGAAGAAAAAAAACACUUGAUUUUCUUUUUUAAUUAAACACACAUAGUGUAUAAAAUGGCAUCCAAAUUCAAGAACGUAUGCAUUUGGCCAUCAGCUUAUAAAGCUUGUGUUUACAAUAUGACUUGAUAAAAUAAGAAUGGCAGGCUGUUAAGUCAUUCACUAAAGUGUACCUGCAAGGUUGCAGACGGUUGCACAUUUUGCUUCUUGAACACUCAGAUCCCAGAGACAGUGGUGGUUGUCCCCCGAAAUCUAGAAUUGUGCGUGGCAGGUCUAUUGCCUUGACGUCUCUCAGUCCAGAUGUAUUUAUAUGACAGAUCUCUCCAAUACUCUUAAUUUGCACGAUGUCAUUUAGUCCACAUUACGUGCCUUUGAAUAUAGAGACAUCACUACACUUGUUUUAUUUUGGUUUUUUUUGUUGCAUUUAUUACCAUUGUAGAAAGGAAAUUAACAUUUUUAUGAAAAGAAAAUUGUUUUGUACUCCGAAUGAAAAUUGUGACAUUGUUGAUUUAUAACUUCAUUUACUACUUUCUCUCACAGUUACAUUGCAUAUCAUGGCUGUGUAUAGUCACCGUUAUAAAGUUUAUAAUCAACCAGCAUUAUUUUUCAGUAUUUUCUGUGGUUUUCUAAUAACCUUUCAUUUUUUGUUUUUGUGUCAUUUGAUUUUCAUCUUCCAGUUACUAUAGAGGAGGGAGGAAUUCAGAUUUAUGAAAAUUAUGCAAUACCAAGUUUUGCCUAUGUAGGUAGUGCUUAUAGAUUUGUCAAUUAUUAGAGGCUAGUUUGGAGAUAGACACUAUUGUAAUGCAUUUAUUUUGUUGAUAUCGUUGUUGUUAUUGUUGUUGUUAUUGUUGUUGUUGAUGUUGUUGUUGUUUUAAUUUUUUAAUUGACCAAAGUGGGGACUGCUUUCUAUGCAGUGUAUGACAAGGUCUUUUUUUUAGUGUACUGUACUAAGAGAUUGAGAGACAUGUUUCAGUGUGUUUUUAAUUCUUGGUGUGGUAGACAGGGGGUCUUUUAUUUCCGAUACCUACAGUAUGUAAAGAAUGCACCCGUUGGUCUCAUAUGGCUGCAAAGUCACUGAUCUGUCUACUGUGACAAACUUGCCUUUUUCCUUUCAACUUUCCACCUGGGGUGCUAGCGUGUGACAGCAACCGAGCUCAUUUUCACAGGAGAGGCGGCUUGACUUGAGUGUGACAAUCAUUUAAAUCUAAUUUCGGAAGAGGAGCAUGCUAACGUUAAUCAGACGCGCAGUUGCAAACCGACAUCCUGCCAUCAUGGGGAAAGCCGGCCCUUUGUCCGUGCUACUUCUCCAUGCAGGAAGCUAUGUAGGAAUGAACUCGUGAGAUUAGCUGUAUGUAAUUCCCAAGUAGAUGCCUUAAAAAUAUACAUGAAGUGACCUGUUACACAAGCUCUACAAUCAAUAGGCCAUCAAAUGUGAGAAUGGUCAAAUCAGUCUUAAGGAAGUCUUUGUAAGAAUCCAAUGUUAAGUGCACUAAAUCUGUAUAAACUCCAGAGAUUGACCUACCUGUUUUGGGGUGUUAUUUUGGCACUAAAAGGAACCAUGUAUUUUAUCAUGGAAUAAGCUAUGCACUACAGUGGAAGGAUAUCAGCUGUUUUCCUUGUAUUCUGUAGGACCAGGAGAAAUUCAACGAAAAAAAGAGCACUUGCAUAGCACAUAGGCAGUUUCCCUCCUCGUGUGUUUUUUCUUUCUUCUUCAAAUCUAUAACAAACAAAAAUGCUACAAUAUUACAUUAAAACAAUUUGAUUUCUCAGGCGUUACGCAGGGCAUUACAAAUUCCAGUCAUAACCCUCCCACUUAAUAAUAAUAUAGUAAUAUGUAUCACUACUUUUGUAUCGCUAAUAGAUACUAACCACAAUUUUGUUUUGACACCUUUUGCACUCUAUCCCAACAAUUGUGAAUGUUCUUCCCUGCUUAAUUAGAAGAAAAGGUACUGUGCUGUUUACACGACAGUCUUUGGAAAGCCACGUAUGAAACUCAAGUCAAGCUUAUUCUCUCCUCCUUCACCCAAAAUUCAGAUUCCGAUUUUUUUUGCAGAAAAAAAAAAAAGAA